Moneuplotes crassus is the source of this 946-nucleotide messenger RNA. Lineage: Eukaryota; Ciliophora; Spirotrichea; Euplotida; Euplotidae. The record is from the annotation of a GenBank genome assembly.
UUGGAUGCAACUUACAAAGUAAAACUAAACUGCUACGAUCUCUCAAUGGGGCUUGCCAAAUCUCUUUCAAUGUCCCUUAUUGGCAAACAAAUUGAUGGAAUUUAUCAUACAGGCAUCUGUGUCUAUGGUAAAGAGUACUUUUAUGGUAAUGGAAUUAAUUGAGAAAAUGAAGGCGCCACACCAUUCGGAACUCCCACUGAAACCAUAGAAUUAGGAGAGACUGAACUCCCUCAAGAAAUGUUUCAUGAUUUCCUCCAAGAUAUCAGUGAGAGAUUUACUUUUCUCACCUACAAUAUUGCUACGAAUAAUUGUAACCAUUUUACCAAUGAGUGUUCUACUUUUUUGGUCGACAAAACUAUUCCAGAUUUUGCACUUAAACAAGCAGAGGAAUUCUUCGAAACCCCUCUCGGUCAGAUGGUGAAACCAAUGGUAAUGGCUCAGCAAAAUGCCUUGAUCCAAGGAGCAUCUAGUAUGUUUGACACUGGUUCAGCUGAGAAUGAGAACAAAACAUUGAAUGUAAAUCCUGAAGCUGUAUUAAACACUUUCUCUCAACUCCAAGGGGAGACACCUGUUGCAGCUGAUCUUUCAGAUUCGAUCACAGCUAUCUCAGAUAUUUCUUUGCUUCAAGAGAGUAUAAUCACUACUCCUUGCUUAGUUCUUUACUUAUGGUCUUCAGUGAACGAAGAGUGCAAAGAUUCUAACACAAAGAUAGGUGAAAUUGCUGAAAAAUUCAGCAAUGAUGAGACCUCUCAGGUAACUUUCUUCAGUGUAAACACCCAACAAGUCGUGGAAGUGGCGUAUAAUUUCAACGUCAAGACUAUCCCUUGAGCUUAUGUGUACCAGAACGGUGAAGUUGUGUUAACACAAGAAAAAUUUGAUCCUGAAGAGUUGGAGCAAAAACUUACAGAACUCAAGAAAGAGUAACUUUGUUUGAUAUUAGUAUUUC